Messenger RNA from Scylla paramamosain (green mud crab), 4513 nucleotides. RefSeq names its product gamma-aminobutyric acid type B receptor subunit 2-like (gene GABA-B-R3). Gene Ontology annotation, molecular function: G protein-coupled GABA receptor activity. Gene Ontology annotation, cellular component: G protein-coupled receptor heterodimeric complex; membrane. NCBI's taxonomy places the organism in Eukaryota, Metazoa, Arthropoda, Malacostraca, Decapoda, Portunidae. Gene Ontology annotation, biological process: G protein-coupled receptor signaling pathway; gamma-aminobutyric acid signaling pathway. The record is from RefSeq and is a predicted model, not a curated record.
AUGCAAUCAUUAACACAGGCUGAGGAGAUCGAUUCGGCUCAGCGAGGCGGGGGGCACGUCUGCGUCACCAGGAGUGAUCGACGUGUGCAAGUGAGCGCAGCAGCCGAGCAACAGCAGCAGCAGCAGCAGGGCGAAAAAGUAGAUGGCAAAGGCCUUACCAGUCCCGAUGGCCGUCUGCUUACCUCCCGUCCGGUCCCUGGGCCGCGAGAGUGCGUGGCUACUCCCGGGGUCACGCGAGAGCGUCCCGUGCGGGCACAAUGGCCGCUGCUGCCUCUCUCCCGCAAGAAAACAGCAGUCGGUGCGUUGUGGGACUUGAGCCACAAGGACAUGCGGGAAACGACGGAGCGGCGGCCACUGAGUCCCCAAGCACAGGGUGACCUGGUGGCUGCUCCUGACGGCGGGGGGCCUUCCCGCCCUGUUGAGGGCACCAACCUCACCAGCGUGCCCGGAGUGCUUCAUUACAGAGCUUCGCCGAGACUCCACAAAUCGGGGUCAAGCGGAGAGCAGGUGGCCAGUCCCUCGCAGCACUCCAACAAUCGCCGGGCGGGGCCACAGGAGGGCCAUGACAGAUUAGCUUCGCCGAGCCACGCCCAGAAAUUGAGUAGUGGGCUUCAUGACGUCUCGCUGGUGGCAGGUGUCGGGGGCACACCCACAACCCCUCAGCCGCUGGGCCGCCGAUCUCUCCGCAGGAAAAUCGUGAACCCCAGCACCGCCCCUAAGCGAACAGUGCCCAUCCUAGGACUGUUUGACUUGACGGUACGAGGGAAGCCGCGUCUCGGUGGUCGGUCUGAGCUGGCGGCGGCCCAGCUGGCCCUGCGACAUAUCAACGAGCAGCAGGUCAUCCCCGGCCACACCCUCGUCAUGUUCCACAACGACACACAGUGUGACAGCGGCAGUGGAGUGGACGCCUUCUUCCACGCCAUCUACACGUCACGGGCCAAGAUGAGGAUCCUGCUGGGCGCCGCGUGUACAGAAGUAACGGAGAGCCUUGCUGCCGUGGUUCAUUACUGGAAUAUCGUGCAGGUAUCCUUCGGCUCGGUGUCCCCUGCUCUCAGUGACCGCUCCUCUUUCCCUCGCUUCAUCCGCACCGUGGCCCCAGACUCCUCACACAACGCCGCGCGCCUCGCCUUCCUCACCCACCACUCCUGGAGCACCGUCACCACCAUCUCCGAGAACCAUGAUCUCUACACGCUGGCGCUGAACGAACUGAUGCCGGCGCUGGAGGCUGCCAACAUCUCUCUUCAGGCCACAGUGACUCUCUCUUCAGGGGACUACAUGGAGCACCUUCACUCCCUCAAGGAGAAGGACUGCCGUAUCUUCAUCGCCAGCUUCUCCACCACCCUCGCCAGGAAGGUCUUUUGCCAGGCGUACCAUCUAGGCAUGUACGGCUCGGACUACGACGCGUGGGUGCUGUCUGGCGCCCCGCAGGACAGCUGGUGGCGGGACACUUCCGGCACCAAUUGCUCGUCUUCCCAGCUGGUGGAGGCGGUGCAGGGCGUGGUUCUGGUGGCGGCUCACGGCUCCAUCAUCGGUACCAAGGCGUCGGAGUCUGGCUUGACAAACAGUCAGUUCCUUCAGGAGUUCUCCCGCACGGGGCAGCCUCUCACGGAAUACGUCACCCACACCUACGAUGCUCUGUGGGCCAUCGCGCUCGCCCUCCGCCAGAUGGGCGUGGAGGCGGCGCGGGAGGAGGCGUCAGGUCGGAAGCAGCGCCGUCACGCCGUCGUCAAGAGGGAGGUCAACUCGGAACGGCUGGAGAAGGUCGCUCGUGGCUCCAGGAAGCAGGAUGACCAGGCGUGCAGCUCAGGCGUCCACAAACUCCCCGGGAACUCCACCAAACCUACAAUGAGCUGGAUACUGGGUCGCCUUGCUAAGCUGCAGGAGGACCCCACGCCUGGAAAUCUAGUGACGGCGCGAGGAGAGAAGAGGGGCCAGCAGAAGGUGGUGGAGGUGGAGGUGGUGGGUGGGACAGGCGGUGGGUUUGAGCUUGACACUUUCGACUACUCCCGCGAGGACUUGGCAGACCAGAUGCUGGAGACUCUGCAAGCACUGAGGUUCCGCGGCGUGUCGGGUCCGAUCUCUUUCGACUGUCCAGACAGGGUGGGGGUGACCGCCUUCCACCAGGUGCAAGAUGGCGAACCGGUGAAGGUGGCGCUGUACCAUCCGGAGGAGGCGUGGCUGGACCUGACGUGUCCCGGGUGCCGCGUGCUGGUGUGGCCCGGGGAAGUGCCGACCUCCAGAGUGUUCAGACUGAGAGUGGACACCGUGGCCCCCGCUGCCUUUAUCAUUAUGUCCUCGCUGGCCACCAUAGGCAUCCUCCUCGCCCUCGCCUUCCUCAUCUUCAACCUCACCUACAGGAGGCUCAAGUACAUCAAGCUCUCCAGCCCUCGUCUUAACAACACCACUGUGGUCGGCUGUGUUCUCGUCUACACUGCUGUCAUCCUCCUCGGCCUAGACCACGCCACGCUGCCAGGCCCCCACAGUUUCCCCAUCGUCUGCACUGCUCGGGCGUACCUACUCUCCGCUGGGUUCUCCUUGGCCUUUGGUUCUAUGUUCACCAAGACGUAUCGAGUCCACCAGAUCUUCACCCGGUCCAACAGCGCCGGCGUGGUGAGGAAUAAGCUCCUGAAGGACAAACAGCUCAUCACUCUCAUCAUGAUCCUCCUCGCUGUGGACGUGGUUAUCGUCAGCGCCUGGGUGGCAGUGGACCCCAUGACGAGACACCUGCACAACCUCACCUUGGAAGUGUCCAGGGAGGAUAGGGGAGUGGUGUACCAGCCGCAGGUGGAGGUGUGUCGCAGCGAGCACACGAGCGAGUGGCUGGGCGCCCUCUACGUGUACAAGGGUCUGCUGGUGGCUGUGGGAGUGUACAUGGCGUGGGAGACAAGACACGUCAAGAUCCCGGCGCUCAACGACUCCCAGUACAUCGGCAUGAGUGUGUACAACGUGGUCAUCACCUCCAUCAUCGUCAUCCUCGCCGCCAACAUCAUCGGCGAGAGGACGACGCUGGCUUACGUCAUCAUCACUACCCUCAUCUUCACCUCCACCACCACCACACUCUGCCUCCUCUUCAUCCCUAAGAUUCUGGUCAUAUGGCGCCGGACGGAAGGAGACCCAAUAGUGGAGAGCAUGGGACUCAAGAUACAAUACAACACUCGCAGGCUGCUGACGGAGGACAAGAGGGAGAAGUACUACAGGGCGGAGGUGCAGAACAAAGUGUACCGCCGGGAAAUGCUGAAGCUAGACCAGGACCUUCAUAAACUGCACCGCCGGGUCGAGUCUCCUGCCAGCCCCACCUCCUCCACGGGGUCCAUCGUGAAGCAGGAGUCGAUAUCUUCAGGAGCCUCCAAUAAUUGCAGGCGAGGGAGAGGAGCGGCAGAGGGAGCUGGUGACUGCGGCUCAGGGGACGGGGCAGCAGGGUGGGGCGCGGGGGGCAGUGAGGAUGGAGAGGCAAGGGUGCUGAUGCUGGGGACGCCGCACACACAGUAUCUGCGGAGCGAUGACGCCACCGUCAGGAGGGUAAAGAGGGAACGCAUGAACCGCUCUCUUCACCGUUCCCUGCCGUCUCUCCCUCUGGGGUUCUCCCCUGAGAAGGUUCCGGACACCCGCCUGCCGGCAGAUGGCGCUGAGGACGAUAGCGAGAGUGCUUCCUGCGGCCGGUCGCAGGUGUUCUUCGAUGCCUUUAGGUUCCACGAAGACCAGGAGGAAGCACGAAGACAGGCGGAGGAGGAAGAUUGUGACGAUGACGAAAAUUCUCCCAAGCUUGGAGCUUUUCCCUCCUCCCCACACCCACUCCAGCGCUCCCGCCUGGUGAAGAGAAGUCCCAUCAAGCCCAGACCAGAGCCUGAGGACGAGGGCAUUGUUGACCUUCGCUACACCCUCAACUUCUCCACGCCGCUUCUACACGGCGUCACGGAGGCCGACCUUCCAUUCUCCAUCAGCACACACGUACACCACGGCCCGCGCGUGUCCUUCAGGGACCAAGACGCCCACCACUACUACGACGCGGGCCGGGAAAGGCGCAAGUCUUCGCUCAGCUCGUAUUCUAGCCCUGAGGUGCGUAGACCCAGGAACACGUGUUCUUCCACGGAUAUCCGGCUGCAGAUCGAAUGUUCCAACGUGCUACAGGACGAGAAACUGUCGCCCGUUGUGGAGUACCGAGUGAAUGACCUCGACGUUCUGUGCCCGAGAAGCCAGAAGAAAGUCAAGACUCAGGACACCGAGGAGUCCGUGAGUCCCUCCGAGAAAGGGGACGACCCGGGAGGCGGCGCUGCUGACUCCUGCAGACCCGCCUCCAACGGCGCUCUCAACCGGACGCCGGCUACGGGGAACAACUGCCUCGAGCUGCGGCAUGGAAGGUCACCCAAAAAUAACUCUAGGAAGACAACGCCCGAGAACUCUGCGAUGUCCUCCACUACCAGACCAGCGGGUCACAUAUUCUCCACCGUGAUUGUUCACCACGUGGCCAAUGUCCACAUCUAAUGCAGCGCGUCUGCCAAUUCACUAUGUGUGU